Lithohypha guttulata is the source of this 1824-nucleotide messenger RNA. RefSeq lists its product as uncharacterized. Gene Ontology annotation, cellular component: membrane. Bases 1 to 1824 code for a protein of 607 amino acids. Gene Ontology annotation, molecular function: calcium:proton antiporter activity. The record is from RefSeq and is a predicted model, not a curated record. NCBI's taxonomy places the organism in Eukaryota, Fungi, Ascomycota, Eurotiomycetes, Chaetothyriales, Trichomeriaceae. The transcript is spliced from 4 exons. Gene Ontology annotation, biological process: calcium ion transmembrane transport; intracellular calcium ion homeostasis.
AUGCAUCACAUCAAAUCUGAUGCGCGCAAGCAUGCAUACGCUGAUAGCAGGAACCCUUUUGGUAGAUGGAAUCCAAAUCGUCAACAAUCCAGCAACCAGAUCGCUAGAGCUGAGGAAGGCUUUGGUAGAAUAAGAUCCACUCCACAGAAUUUCACACCAGGAUCUAGGGGCAAUACAGAAAACGGCAAGCAGGCCCUGCGCGACUUUCAAACAGAUCCAUCCGCCACGUCGCGACAAAGAGGUGUCGAGCCAGGAGAUGCCGAGAAGGACUUGAACAGGGUCGACAGCCCCUUACCCUACGACGAUGCCAUUGCUGAGGACAAGGCACCCUACGAAGGCGAUCGUAGUUCAAGCACUGAGGUACCUUCAAGAGAAGAAGCAGAGUCUUCUGGGUAUCAUGCGCAGAACGAAGGUACCGAAAAGGCACGUCAUCAUGCUUUGAAUCUGUUUUCGCACAAGAAGAAGGUCAAUGUCGACGACAAUAAUGGAAAAGUGAAAGAAAAGGACAAAUACAAUUUCACAUUUUGGGGGCAAUUCAGAGCAGUCGUCUUUGGCUCAUGGAUUAACGUUCUGCUUAUAUUCUCUCCUAUCGGUAUAGCACUACAUUUCGCCCAUGCGAACGACAUUGCUAUCUUUGUGGUUAACUUCAUCGCGAUUAUACCUUUGGCAGGAACACUCAGUUACGCAACUGAAGAGAUUGCGCUCAGGACAGGAGAAGUCCUAGGAGGUCUACUCAACGCCACGUUCGGAAAUGCUGUCGAACUUAUUGUUUCCAUUAUCGCCUUGUUUCAAAAUCAGUUCUUGAUCGUGCAGACCUCGCUCCUCGGAUCCAUGCUGUCCAACCUACUUCUAGUCCUGGGUAUGGCCUUCUUCCUCGGCGGCAUCAACAGGUUCGAACAGUCUUUCAACACCACGGUCGCACAGACUGCAGCUUCCCUACUCUUCUUGGCAGUCGCGAGUCUCAUCAUCCCCACGACUUUUGAAGCCUGGGCACAAACAGGUUCAGCCGACCGAACUAGCUCCGAACAGGCCAUCGUCACUGGUGUACCUCAACUGUCGCACGCGACUGCUAUUAUCUUGCUGCUUAUCUAUGGAGCAUACUUAUUCUUCCAGCUUAAGUCGCACGUAUCCUACUACACUGCACCAAGUCAGAAGAACAAGACCCGAUUCACCGAGCAGCAAAAGGAAGGCUGGAAGCAACGUACCGGUUUGAGAAAAGUACAAGCCAUCACUGGUCGAAAGAACACCAUGGACAUGGACCAACCUUUCAAUAUUCCCAUGGGUGGCGAGGAAGAAAAAGAGGACGACGAUCAACCCGAAACUCCCGCCAUCUCCCUCACCGUCGCCAUCAUAACCCUCGCCGCAAGCACUGUCCUCGUAGCCCUCAAUGCCGAAUUCCUAGUCGACUCCCUGAACUCGGUCACCUGCUCCAGCAACGGCAUCUCAAAAACCUUCGUCGGCCUGAUCCUCCUCCCCAUCGUCGGAAACGCAGCAGAGCACUUCACCGCCGUCUCCGUCGCCAUCAAGGACAAAAUGGACCUCUCGAUUGGUGUCGCAGUCGGCUCAUCCAUGCAGAUUGCUCUUCUCGUCCUACCUCUCGUCGUGAUCAUCGGCUGGAUGGCCGGCAAAGGAGACCAGAUGACUCUGUACUUCGAUGGUUUCCAGCUGGCGAUGUUGUUUGUGGCGAUUCUCCUGGUCAAUUACUUGAUUCAGGAUGGAAAGAGUCAUUGGUUGGAGGGAUUGCUGUUGAUGAUGUUGUAUAUGAUUAUUGCCGUGGCUGCGUGGUUCUAUCCAACUAGCUCUGAGGCUUCGGGUUGUGAGUAG